Molecule: messenger RNA, 1075 nt
Organism: Amborella trichopoda
Lineage: Eukaryota; Viridiplantae; Streptophyta; Magnoliopsida; Amborellales; Amborellaceae
Source: RefSeq, a predicted model, not a curated record
UUUUCACUAAAAACCCCUUCAUAUCCAUGACCAUGACCAUGACCACGGCCAUGGCUUUGAAAGAGGAGUCUUUACCCAUAAGAGCUCGAAGGAAGAAAAUCCCAAGAAGGAGUUAUUGCUUUCCGGUGUGUUUUGGAUAUCCAGGUGAUGUUUCAGAGCCCGAUAAUGAGUUUUACGGCGAGAAAGGGUGCGUGACAGAUGGGUCGAAACCAAAGAAGAAGAAGAUUUCCGUUGGCAAGAAAAAUUAUGACCGAAAAUGCUUCAGUUUUGGGGGAAAGAAAGUAGCCGGUAAGAACAAGGACCCGCUCGAAAAUGGCAGCCAAAACACGGAUACAAGCGGUGGCUUUUUCUGCUUCAAGUUUCGAAAGUCGAAAUCAGGCCGGAGAACGGUGCCGGAAGAUGAUGCAGUUGCUGAAAAGACCACCGGAAAAUUGGGUUCCCAUCAGAAUACGGUUGCGAUCCCGGUCAUCUUCUCGCCCGAAAUUGUGUCGUUGGAAAAGAGCCUUACAAAAGAGAUUAUCGACCAGUUCACCGAGCCAUCCCCUCAAACUCCUAGAAAACCUCUUUCAGGCUGUCAAACAUCGCCGGAAAACUCGUUUCGUGGCAGAAAAGAAGCCGGAAAAGUCACUGGGAAACCAACUACCGGCCGGAAACCAAAGAGAUCACAAACUACACCAAACUCUCCAGGAAAUGACACAACUCGCCGCAUGGCCUCGUGCUCCUCUUUCCCGCGCUUAGGUGUCCAGCAAACCGCCAAUUCAUUGCCGGACACUUCGAUUUCCGGGAAAGAUCAAGCCGGAGAAUUAGAUCCACUACUGGGUAUGUUCCUCCUAGUGGUGAGCUUUGUAAUCAUGGUCCUUUGGGGUCGUCUCUGUGCUAUAAUUUGUACAUCGGCUUGGCUUUGCCUGAUACCCCGCCUGAAAACGGCUAAAAAUUCCGGCGAAUCCACCGGGAAGUCAGAUUUUCGGAAUGAGAAGCCUGACACCAAUAGUAAAGAGUACAAGAAGAAGGUCAUAAUGGAUGGGUUGCUUGAAAGAAACCAUCGAAAUUAAAUCCAUAUUCUGUACUCUUGUCA